UCCAACUGUCCACACGUCAUUCGACGGCGAAGGACUGACGUGACGGUUUCGUUUCGACGGCAGUGAAAUUUCAUUUUUUAGUGAAUGUGCUUGUGAAACGGCUUUAAAAAUGCAAAUUCCAAACGAAUAUGUGUCUACAGCCGAGGAUGUUGCAGAUCAGGUGAUCCGCAAAGGCAAGAAUGUGCUGCCAACAGUGGCGCGACUGUGCCUCAUCUCCACAUUCCUGGAGGACGGGCUCCGCAUGUGGUUCCAGUGGUCGGAGCAGCGAGACUACAUGGACAUGUCAUGGGGAUGCGGCAAGUUCCUCGCCACAAUGUUUGUGAUAAUAAACUUAGUUGGUCAACUGGGUGGCUGCGUGAUGGUGCUCGGCAGGCUCAAGGUGGACAUCGCGUGUGGAGUUCUAUUCUUCAUCGUUGUAUUACAGACCUUCGCCUACAGUAUAUUAUGGGACAUGCAGUUCUUGCUGCGUAACUUGGCUCUCAUCGGAGCCCUACUGCUCGUGGUAGCGGAGGCCCGUGCGGAGGGGCGCAGCCUCUUCGCGGGCGUGCCUUCGUUAGGCGAGAACAAGCCCAAGACUUACCUGCAGUUGGCUGGCAGGAUUCUGCUUGCUUUCAUGUUCAUCACACUGCUGAGAUUCGAAAUUUCCUUCUUGCAGAUCGUGCAAGACCUACUCGGCAGCGUGCUGAUGAUCCUGGUGACAGUGGGCUACCGCACCAAGCUGUCGGCUCUGAUGCUGGUGGUGGUACUGUCUGUGCUCAACUUGUACCACAACGCGUGGUGGGCUGUACCUUCAUACAAGCCGCUGAGGGACUUCCUUAAAUAUGACUUCUUCCAGACCUUAUCAGUGAUUGGCGGUCUCCUAAUGAUCGUAUACCUGGGCCCCGGCGGCGUCAGUAUGGACGAACACAAGAAGAAGUGGUAGAAUCGGCCCGCGGUGUGUACGAUGUAUGCACAGUGAAAGACAAUUGAUAUUUUAAUCAUAAGAUGUUAUGGUGCAAGAGGAAAGAAUAAUAUUUCAUACAAUUCGGUGUUUUAUGUGACAAUCUGACUAGUCGACAAUUGUGAACAUUGAGCUUACUUCCAUAUCCUGUUGUGUUCCGUUCGUGUUAUGGGCAGUUUGCUUACAUUUGUGUAUCACCAAGAUUUAUGAUUCAUGAACACUCUUAAUAAAUAAAUAAAUUGUUGGACAAUGCACAUCGAAAAAUGAUGACAAGGAUUCUAGUCUUGCUAAAUGAUGUUGUAUAAAUUCUUUUUUUAAAUAAUUGAAGAAUUGAUGACCGCAAAUUGCCCGUAACACAAAACAAUUGGUGUCAACACAAAAUUUUAUAUAAAAGUGCACGUAUUUGGUCGAUCAAUAAUAAUAAAAUAAUUGUCGGGUCAUUGACCUACAUUUUUGAUAACAAACCGAUAUAUCCACGGUUCAUGAUUUCAAUAUCGUCAAUUUUUAUAUGAUAGGACUAGUAUUUACCUGCCUAGCACUGUUUAAUAGAUAGUGUCUGGGAUCCCGACGAUAGACACUUGAAUUCAGCAUUGCAUGUAAGACCUACACAGCGACGAAAAACAUGGCAGAGUAACCUUACAAGUUCGUAGAAGACAUAUUUGGGUUACGUCACGACAGCCGCAUAAAAUGCGGUGGAAGCUAUCAUAUUUUUGGUAUUAUUUAACGUUCAUAUUGAACGCGACGUAAGCUAAAUAUGUCGUCGAAUUUGGUACAAGAGGAAAUAUUACGCAAGUACAUACCACAAUGAGUCACUUUCGAUUGCUUGGUUAUGGCGAUUCAAAACAUUGAGAUUGUUUUUGAGCUCGUGUUAGUAUCAGACAGUCAAUGCUGCGUUCAAGCGUGCCAAAAUAGUAAACUCCUUCCUUUCCCGCGUAGACGUGAUAUGUUCUAAGCGGGGCCCUUCGCGUGUAAGUGUAUGUACUCAGACUGAACGUAACCCGCUUUCAUUCUCUAUACCGUCACAUUUUCAUUCCGUUUUUCUAAUUGUUGUGAUUAAAUGUAAAUAUUUAUAUAAAAAUAUAUCUAUUUUGUACUUACUGACUGAAUAACAGACAACAGAUCUUUGAAUGUAAACGCAAAUGCUCUUUUUAUGAAUUUUAAUAUUCCAGUAGCCAUAAGUGAAACUUUGGUAUCACAAUUCGAAGAUUUGUGCUUCAUCUUCCUUAUAAAAUAAUAAAAUGUAGUCAUAAAAACAUAAAUAAUUUGAUUUAUCUAAAGUAUUUAAAAGACACAUAUUUUUGUAUUAUUAUUUUUUUAUUUAUUUUCUUAAGUUUCAGUUUGGCCAUAGAUGAUAAAGAUUCCUGAAAAUAUUGUUCCGAAUAAAUUUUUACAUAAUAAAA
Helicoverpa armigera (cotton bollworm) is the source of this 2340-nucleotide messenger RNA. RefSeq names its product surfeit locus protein 4 homolog (gene Surf4). The transcript has 6 exons. Gene Ontology annotation, biological process: Golgi organization. The record is from RefSeq and is a predicted model, not a curated record. Gene Ontology annotation, cellular component: membrane; endoplasmic reticulum; endoplasmic reticulum-Golgi intermediate compartment. The coding region runs from base 110 to 922 and encodes 270 amino acids. Lineage: Eukaryota; Metazoa; Arthropoda; Insecta; Lepidoptera; Noctuidae.